Gallus gallus (chicken) is the source of this 1868-nucleotide messenger RNA. It is a transcript of the gene DUS2, whose product is annotated as dihydrouridine synthase 2. Gene Ontology annotation, molecular function: flavin adenine dinucleotide binding; tRNA dihydrouridine synthase activity; tRNA binding. Bases 48 to 1625 code for a protein of 525 amino acids. NCBI's taxonomy places the organism in Eukaryota, Metazoa, Chordata, Aves, Galliformes, Phasianidae. The transcript has 17 exons. Gene Ontology annotation, cellular component: cytoplasm. The record is from RefSeq and is a predicted model, not a curated record. Gene Ontology annotation, biological process: tRNA dihydrouridine synthesis.
GCCCCGCUCAGCCGGCACCGCGCGAGGAAGACAGCACCGCAAGAGGAAUGACGGUGAACACACCUCUAUGCUUCAGGGGAAAAAACAUCCUGGCCCCCAUGGUGCGUGUGGGAACGCUGCCAAUGCGGCUCCUUGCGCUGGACUACGGCGCUGACAUCGUGUACUGCGAGGAGCUGAUUGACAUAAAGAUGAUGCAGUGUAAGAGAGUUGUAAAUGAAAUACUUGAAACAGUAGACUUUGUUGCACCAAAUGAAAGAGUUGUUUUCAGAACUUGUGAAAGGGAGAGGCACCGUGUCAUCUUUCAAAUGGGUUCAGCAGAUGCUGGAAGAGCCUUGGCAGUAGCUAAGCUUGUGGAAAGUGAUGUAGCUGGUAUUGAUAUCAAUAUGGGCUGUCCGAAAGAAUAUUCUACCAAGGGAGGUAUGGGGGCAGCACUUCUAUCUGAUCCUGACAAAAUAGAGUCUAUACUGACUACUCUUGUUAAAGGAAUUUGUAAGCCAGUAACCUGCAAAAUCCGCAUUUUGCCUUCAGCUGAUUUUUGCAUAGCAUGUCCUCUGUCAGAGCAGCAGGUGGGCUUUUGUCUCUGUUUGUGCCACCCAGUAGGUGUUGCAUUUUUUGGAGACUGCUAUUUAGUGGUUGAGGAUACUGUGGAUUUAGUGAAGAGAAUAGAAAAAACUGGUAUUGCUGCUAUUGCAGUCCAUGGAAGGAAGAAGGAGGAGAGGCCUCAGCACCCUGUCCACUGUGAUGUGAUCAAAGCCAUAUCUGAAGCAGUCUCCAUUCCAGUAAUAGCAAAUGGAGGAUCUCAUGACUUCAUCAAAGAAUAUGGAGACAUUGAGACCUUCCAGAAAGCAACAGCUGCCUCAUCUGUAAUGAUAGCUCGUGCUGCCAUGUGGAACCCAUCUAUCUUCAGAAAAGAAGGUCCUUUCCCCUUGAGAAAAGUCAUGCAAGAUUACAUCAAAUAUGCAGUGAGAUAUGAUAAUCACUAUACCAACACAAAAUAUUGUUUGUGUCAGAUGUUAAGAGAACAGUUGGAAACUGCUCAGGGUAAGAAGCUGCAUGUGGCGCAGUCCACACAGGAAAUCUGUGAAGCCUUUGAGAUGUCUGAGUUCUAUGAAGAGACAACAGCUCUCUUUGAAGCUAAGAAAACAUCUUUGGAAACUAAGAAGCAAGAUGAAGAUGACCAGAUGGAAGAUCCGAAUGUAAUAAAAAUGGCUGUUAGAUUUGACAAGCGAGAAUAUCCACCACAGAUUACUCCAAAAAUGUAUCUUCUGGAAUGGUGUAGGAAAGAAAAACAUCCUCAGCCUGUUUAUGAAACUGUUCAGAGACCACUAGAUAGACUAUUCUGUUCAGUGGUAACAGUAGCUGACCAGAAAUACAGAUCAGCUCUGUGGGACAAAUCAAAGAAACUAGCAGAACAGGCUGCAGCUAUUGUCUGUCUGAGAACACUGGGUGUCCCAGAGGGAAAGCUGUGUGAAGGAGAAAACCACCUGAUUAACAAACGCAAGAGGGAAGACCAGGAGCACUUGAACAAUGGAGAUCAUGGAAAAGAUCUUGCUGAGCCUUCCCAUAAAAAAGCUAGUUUUGCUGAAGAAAGUUCUGACAUGAAUGCACCUAAGAUGCAAUGGUAACAUGGAGAUCAGAGGUUUCAUACAACUACACAAGCUAGAAAUUAGCUCCUUUUCGUGUAUCUUGCUGUUCACAUUUUGUCUGGAUUCUGAGAUGGAUAAGUUUCCCCAACUGUGAAAAAUGCCAGUGAAAUUUACUGUUCACCACUCACUAUCCCAUGGUGCCUUUCAGACAGGAUAAAAUAGUAAUCUGAUUUUAGAGAACAUUGAAUAUUAUUCUAAACAAUAAAUUCUUUUAAUAUCAGA